CACUGUGAGAAAGACGAAACAUCGCAAGUAGUUUAUUAUUGUAGCAAUUAGUAAAUGUUGAAACAGUAAAGACAAGACGCUCACAUUGAAACAUUCAAAGUUGUUAUCACAAAAGUCAAAGUGGGAUGGUUGUAAUGCUCACGCAUUUGUCUACCGUUCGUACGGAUCUCAUUCUACCUGAAAAUAUCGAAUUUUGCACACCCAUUGACAUUCUGAUGGGUACUUAAAGAGUUCCAGUUUUUUUAUUUGUUGUGCUAAUUAUAUCCGAGAAGACUCUUUCCGCAACUGAUAAUCAUGGCCACCGAAACACACAGUGUACGGAAUCAAUAUUUUGCCACAGUUGCCGCAAAUUUGGUAAUGCUAGGACAAGGUCUCAUACUUGGUUGGGUUGCACCGGCAUUGCCAACACUGGCCUCACAAGACACGCCACUGGUUGAAUCCGGUCCAUUAUCGAAUGAACAACUCUCGUGGAUUGGUUCGAUCAAUUGUAUUGGAAGUUUAGUGGGAUCGGUAGCGUUUGGCUAUGUCACCGCUUCAAUUGGCUGUAAACGAGCCACACUUCUCUUAGCAAUUCCGUCAAUCGCCUUUUGGCUGUUAAUUCACUUCGGAAUCAAUUAUUAUUACAUUCUGUUUGCGAACUUCUGUGGCGGAUGGGUGACUGGAGGGUCUGCAUCGACAAUCGUUUUGUAUAUUUCAGAAAUUGCGAAUGAUAAUAUUCGUGGGCGUCUUGGUAGCUUGCCCCUCUUCUUUCGCAAUGUUGGCAUUUUAAUCGCGUACAUUAUCGGAGCCACAGUGGACUAUAAAUUUAUUCCAUGGAUUUGCGUGACUAUCCCAAUCGUGUUCGUAAUUAUCUUCGUGACAUUGUCGAAUACUCCGCAAUAUUAUCUUCGGCGAGGGAAUUUGCAGAAAGCUGAGGAUGCGUUAAAGCAUUACAAAGGCUUCGAGAGAUCAAAGAGAGAUCCACAAGAACUUAGUGCCUUCCAUGCAGAAUUUGAAAGAUUGAAAACUAUUGCGCUCAAACAACAACCAAAAGAGAAACUCAUCUGGGCCGACUUUUCCAAUUGGAAGGCCAUUAACGGUCUAGGAGUCGGAAUUGCUUUAGUGACAAUUACUCAAUUCACGGCCAGUUUUCCCAUAGUAAGUUAUGCGGUGACGAUUUUCGAAAAUGCCGGAACAACCUUCAAUCCAUAUGUGUCGUCCAUAAUUUCGGCUGUCUCGUUUCUACUUGGUUCCCUACACACCGCCUAUUUAAUUGAGGCACUGGGACGAAAGCUUCUAACCAUCAUCUCGUUAGUCGGUGCUGCACUCGGACUGUUUGCAAUGUCGUUGUAUCUGUAUCUCAAAAUCAUUGGCUUUAGCCUGUCUGCAUUCGCAUGGACACCGAUAGUGUGCAUAUCGCUUGUGAUUUUUUUGUCCGCAGCUGGUAUCACACCUGUGUCUAUCAUAUGCUCUGUGGAGUAUCUUCCGUCAAAGAUUCGUACGUUCGGCAUGAGCAUAAUCAGCAUGGUACUUAGCAUAACUGGCUUCGUUUCAGUCAAGACCUUCCCGGUUUUAAUGGAACUCGUUGGUCUUCAUGGAUCUUUACUGAUCUAUGGAAUUGGCUGUGUUGUUGGGGUUGUAUUUGUAAUCAUUGUGUUGGAAGAAACUCGUGGCCAAUCUCUUGAUGAUGAUGAUUCAAAUGAAACAAGAGAUCGACAGAAGGGCUCAUCGAAUAAAGCUCAACAGCCGUUGAUUUCGUGACGAGAAGAAU
Messenger RNA from Bradysia coprophila, 1750 nucleotides. Its product is annotated as trehalose transporter 1-like protein. Lineage: Eukaryota; Metazoa; Arthropoda; Insecta; Diptera; Sciaridae. Gene Ontology annotation, molecular function: transmembrane transporter activity. Gene Ontology annotation, biological process: transmembrane transport. The record is from RefSeq and is a predicted model, not a curated record. Gene Ontology annotation, cellular component: membrane.